AUCAUGAUUAUUGGAAAUAAUCUUGAAAUUUAUUCAGCUUCGUAGGUGGAAUUAAUUUAAGUACAUAAAAUUAAGUAAUUGUACGGAAACGACAAGUGUCCUACUACUACUACUACUACUUUGAUAGUAUAAUAAAGAAGCAGAAACACCUACUGUUGAACAAACCGUAACGAAUAACCAAAAUCAUAAAAGUAAAGUAUUCAAAUGAUAAAGACUAUGGGGAGGAGAUUGUCACUGAUACAGCUGGUAUAAGUCGCAAUAGAAAAAGAAUCAAGAACAGGCUACCUACCAAUAUACCAGUAUAUAUAUAUAUAUAUAUAUAGAAAGGGGCCUGGAGGCGACAAGGAGUCGCAGCGCUAGGGCAUUGCUUCAGGAUCACUCAGAAAAAGGGGGAGAAUCGCAAAAAAUAUAGAAACGAUCGAAACAAGGAGAAAGAUCAUUGGCGUUGAUCAUGGUGAGUGGGGUAAAAGCAUCAAGAGCCACACGAGGUAUUUUUCUCUGUUCUUCUACAUUUUUUUUCAACUCUCUGGACCCAAACCAAUCUCUGUCUUUUACGAUGUGUAUAGCAAUGAGGAAUCUCACGAAACGAAAAAAAAACGAUAAGAAAGAUAGAGUGAGAUGUUCUUAAUGUGAGUCCGAAAUAAAGAGAGAGGAAGAGAGAGUGAGGGUGGGAAGCCUGAAGGCCGGCCUGCGGCUUCGGCUCAGUAUCCCCGGAGCAUCCGACUCACGUGUAUCUUUCUGACGUACAAUCAAAAUUUACAAAAACAUGUAUUCUUUGACUUUUUUUUCCUGUGAAUAAUUUUGAUAAAAAAAUAUGGACAUUCACUAUAAUUGCGAAUAAAUGUCUUCACAUUAUAUGAAUAUACAUGGUCGAUCGGCGUUUAUUGAUUGUGUUAAAUAAGUCAUUCGAAUUAUACGGCUUUGAUUAUUAAAUAUUUAUAAGCAAGUGGUAGAAUCGAAAGUGUUGAAGUUGAUUCAUAUGUUUUAUUAUGAAUUCAAUUUUUUCCAUUGAGAAAUAGUUUUUGACAGUACUAUUAGAAGUUGACGAACAAAUUUGGAUAAGAGAAUUGGAGUCAAUUUUUACCUAACUCCCUGGGGCAAGGACGCUUCUUGAACUGGAAUUGAGAAGAAGAAAAAGAAGAAAAGGAAAGAAGACAAAGAUACGUUUGAGCAGUGAACAGAAGCUUUGUUUGAAUACUAAUAAUAAACAAGGUGUACAUAGAUCGUUAACUGGCUUUUAAUUUUCAUUUAAAUAGAAAACAGAAUCCAAUAUAACUACGAAAUUUUUACACUAUACACAACCUUUAGAAAAAGUUGCUUGCCAAUCUAAACGUAAAAUUUUUUUUUAAUAAGAAGACAAGUUAUAUAAGAUUAUAACUACCCGCCGGCAACUUAUAAACCAUAUUGUAAUGAGAUGAUGACAAUAAAUAUUCUUAAUUUCCAAUUUUGACUAAUAGUCAUCAGAAUUGAUUAAAAUUUUUAUUCUAUAAAACUUCAGAAUCUCGACAAAUGAUAUGUGCUACCUAGAAAAUUAAUUUGAUUUAAAAAAAAAAUCCGAUUUUACUGUAUAUACACAAGCUGAAUAUUAUCUUAAGAAAACAGGAUUGUCCUCUCCACGCUAUGUGAAAUUUUAUGCUCUUCUUUUAUACUUAAACGACAUUAAAAGAAUUGUGGAUUGAAAAUAUUAUCACAAUUUCAUAUAUACACAUACUGAAUAAUCGAAUGUGUUCAACUUCAAAAAUGACAAAUGAGAAUCACCGUCAAAAUUUACUAUUUAAGUAAUAUACGCAGUGCCAAUGUGAAAUACCUGAUCAAAAAUGUGGACAGUUGUUUGAGAUAGUAAGUUAAUGUUUGUCGGAAAAAGUUCGAUAGCAGGUCAUAUCGUGUUAUUAGUUAAAAAAAUGUCCUGAUACAUAUUUUCCUUCUUAUUGGAUAUAAACAUGUGUUUGUUUACAGUGGAUUUCGGUGUCACAGAGUGAUACAAUACGUUCAGUGGAAAAAAGGACGAAUUGUAUAAGUGAAAAAAAAAGAAAAAAAAAUUUUUUCCAAAUAUUUGGUAUAAUUCAACCAAAACCAAAAAUUAGAAAAAUUGUGGAAAAACAUAACGAGCAAGGUGAUGUGGUAGUCGAAGGAUUAACAAGGGAAGCCAUGAGGGCGACUGCCGCCUAUGUCUUGUUUUUUGUCCACUUUAUACAGGCAGCAACAUGUAGCGGAUUCUUUGAGGUACAAAUACUUUCAAUAACAAAUAAUCGUGGAACCUUAAUUGAUGGACGCUGUUGUGGUGGAGGUACUGAUCUUGGUAGUCAUGUCAAUUCACCACCAUGCUUACAAUCAUGUACAACAGCAUUUUGGCUGUGUCUCAAAGAAUAUCAAUCCAAUGUAACUGCCAUCGGUUCAUGUAGCUUUGGCAAUGUAUCUAGUCAUGCACUUGGACAGAAUACGUUUACUCUAACUCAGCCAGUAAAGCUGCAGCUUCAUUUUACCUUCAGAUGGACGAGACAAUUUACUCUGAUACUUCAAGCAAAAGAUGAUCCACAUGGUGGUAUUAUUGACGAAGCAAGCUACAGUGGAAUCGUUUUACCAGGACCAACGUGGCAUACUCUGAAUCAUCAGGGGCGGAACGCACAACUUGCUUAUCGCGUUAGAGUACAAUGUGAUGAUCAUUAUUACAAUGCAACAUGUACAAAAUUUUGCCGUUCAAGAGACGAUAUAUUUGGUCAUUAUACAUGUGAUAACAAUGGUGAUAAAGUCUGCAUACAAGGAUGGAGAGGCAAUGACUGUGGAACAGCUGUUUGUAAAGAAGGAUGUCAUCCAAUUCAUGGUCACUGCAAUGUGAGUGGCGAAUGUAAAUGUCGCCAUGGAUGGCGAGGUGACUAUUGUGAUCAGUGUACACCAUAUCCUGGGUGCAAACAUGGUUAUUGUAAUGGCUCAAGUUGGCAAUGCAUUUGUGAUACCAAUUGGGGUGGUAUACUUUGUGAUCAAGAUUUGAAUUAUUGUGGUACUCAUGAACCAUGUCAAAAUGGAGGUACAUGUGAAAAUACAGCACCAGAUCAAUACAGAUGUACAUGUCGAGAUGGUUUUUCUGGACCAACAUGUGAAAAAGUUGAUAAUCCAUGUGCAACUAAUCCAUGUUUAAAUGGCGCUACUUGUCGAGAAAGUGGAGAAAUCGCUGAAUGCGAAUGUUCGCCUGGUUUUUCUGGUCUACUUUGUGCCAUUGAUAUUGACGAGUGUGCAUCACAACCAUGUCAAAAUGGUGGAAUAUGUAUCGACAGUAAAAAUGAAUUUUCAUGUAAAUGCCCCUCAUCAUGGCAAGGUACACUUUGUCAAUUUGAUGUUGACGAGUGUGCUCUUAAAGAAUCACCAUGUAAAAAUUCCAUUACAUGUGUUAAUCUCGCUGGUGACUACAGGUGUCGAUGUAGAAGUGGCUUUACCGGUAAAAAUUGUACAAAAAAUAUCAAUGAUUGUGUUGGGCAAUGUAAACAUGGAUCUUUAUGUAUUGAUCUUGUAAAUGAUUAUCACUGCUCUUGUACACCAGGAUACUCUGGUAAAGAUUGUGAUGUUGAUAUCGAUGAGUGUGCGUCAAAGCCAUGUCAGAACGGUGGUGAUUGUCGAGACUUAGUUAACGCAUAUGAAUGUGUUUGUCCAGUUGGAUAUACAGGAUUUCAAUGUGAAAUUGAUCGUGAUCAUUGUAGUCCAAAUCCUUGUAAAAAUACAGCUCCUUGUUUCAACACUCAAACUGAUUUUUACUGUCACUGUCCUGAACAAUGGCAAGGAAAAAAUUGUUCUGAGGCAGUACUUCAAAAUACUCAAUAUACAUUUGAUAAUAGUAACCUUGGAUGUGGUAGUGAGGGUACAACUUGCGGUGGGCGUGGAAGGUGCAGUGGUAGUGUUUGCAUAUGUGAUCCUGGAUACACUGGUCAACAUUGUCACGAAAAUAUCAAUGAUUGUCAAGGUAAUCCAUGUCUCAAUGGCGGCACUUGUGUUGAUCUUGUUAAUUCUUUCCAGUGUAUAUGCAGAGAAGGAUGGGCAGGAGAUCUCUGUGACGAAGAUGUAGACGAGUGUUCAAACUUACCUUGUCGAAACAAUGGUACGUGUAUAGACGGCCUUGCUGAUUUUUUAUGUACUUGUCGUGGAGGAUGGAAAGGGAAAACUUGUACUCUUCGUGGUGGUCACUGUGAGCCAGGAACAUGCAGACACGGUGGUACUUGUGAAGACCAAGGAAAUGGUUUUAUCUGUCAUUGCCCACCAGACUGGGAAGGUGCAGCAUGUCACAUCGCAUCACCAUCAUGUGCAAGUAAUCCCUGUGAAAAUGGUGCAACUUGCGUGAAUACUGCUGACGGUGGUUAUCGUUGUAUUUGUCGUGAAGGAUUCGAGGGGCCAAAUUGCCGACGUGAUGUUGAUGAUUGUAAACUACUCCCUUGUUUGAACGGUGGUCAUUGUGUUGACGGUGUCAAUUGGUUCAGAUGUGAAUGUGCUCCUGGUUUUACUGGUCCAGAUUGUCGUAUCAAUGUCAACGAAUGUGCAAGUGAUCCUUGUACUGGUGGAUCUACAUGCAAUGAUGGUAUUGCAAGUUACUUCUGUGUUUGUCCACCAGGUAGAAGAGGUGUACAUUGUGAAAUCAUAAUAUCUAAAAAUAUAGGUUGUAUUUCAACGAACUGGGAUGAUGAUUGCAAUGUAUGUGAAUGUAGAAAUAGUAAAAAUCAGUGCAGUAAUGUUUGGUGUGGACAGGGUAAUUGUCUAAACGGUACAUCAUGUUUGGCACAUGAAGUUUGUGUACCAUCACCAGGUGAAAGUUGUUUAUUACCACCAUGUUUACCUUGGGGUGAAUGUCGACCGAUUGAAACUGGUAGAAGAGUUGGUCCACCAGCAAUACCAGCACCGCUAUCAUGUUGGCCUGGUCAAGCAACACCAGGUCCAACAUGUUCACGUUUGACAAUAAUCCUUAGAAGAGAUACAUUACCACCUGGUACAUCUGUUGAAAUAUUAUGUCGACGACUAAGAAGGUUUUUAGCCGAUCCAAGAAGACUACAAUCAGUUGUUUUACUUUGUGACACUAAACCUGGUGACAAUGACACUGUUGAAGUGACAAUAUUUUCUGAAGCUGCUGCUGACGCUGCCAGAGACCUCGGCGAAUCUCUGAGUCGACCGAUGGGUAGACCCUUUGCUCUGGCAUCAGUAGUGGAAGUAAAGGUUGAAACUGCUCUACUUACAAACCCGAAUAAUGGCUCUAAUGGAUCAGGAAAUAGCUAUAUUGCAUUACUUGGCAGUGCCAUUAUUACUUUACUUAUUUUUGCUUUUACUGGCAUACUUUGGUUUCUAAGAUCUAGACAAAACUCUGGACUAACUGCAACAUCAACUAGUGAAACAGCACUACAUCGGCAUCGUGGUGAUCUGGAUGAAAAAUCAAAUAAUUUACAGAAUGAAGAAAAUUUACGUAGAUAUGCUAACCCAUUGAAAGAUCAAGAUUUGGGUGAAUCGAGAGUAUCAGUCGUUAGACCAUUAUCGGCUGUAUCACUUGGUUCUAUCCCAAACACUGAAGAAAGUCUGGAAAUGGUUUCUGAAGAAAGGAGACACCGUUUACCACCACUUUAUAAACCGACGAAUACUGAAGCGAGGAAUAAUACAGCAAGUUUCAAUUAUCAAGAAAGUCUUCAUAAGCCAUACACAAAGCCACGACUUCAAGAACCAUUAUACUCGCAUCAGCAACCUGGUACCAGUACACAACUUGGGCCGAGACAGGUUUUAACAGUACAUGUUUAGAGAAAUAACGAACGAGUAAUCUAUAAUACUUUAAAUUAAAAUAAAGCAACUAGUUGAACAUUUGAAAAACGACGUCAAAUAUAAACAUUAAUGAAUGAUAGUGUGUUAUCGCAACUUAUUAUUAUUGAAAAGAGAGAAGAAUAAAUACGAAAAGAAUUUCAAUAAUUAUAAAAAUAUAAACCUAAUCAUAAAAUGUAUAUUUUAGUAGAUUAUAUGGUUGUAUGUCGCAUAACUCUGGUUAAUUUUUUUAUUCAUUUUUUUGGAUUGACAUUCUAAAUAUAGAAAAUAAUAUAUUGCUUUGUGUAUAUUUACAUACAUGGCAUGAAUUUUUUUUUUGUUUUCAACCAAAACAUAUGUGAAAGAAAAAACAAAAAAAUAUAAAAUGCAGGACAGGCUCACGUCUAUUCAAAUGUUCUUCUUACAUUAAACUAGCGAAAAAGAAAAAUAUCUCAAGACUUGAAAAUUAAUUUGAUCUGUUCUAAUCAAUGAUAAUGAUGAUAAUGCGUUGCUAUUCUUGUACAUAUGUACAUAAUUUGUACUUAUUUAUCUUUUUAAGUCUUUUAUUUUUAUUAAGAAAAUGAUAAAACUAAGAAACGCAUCAUUGCUUGUAUAUGAUAAGCUAUCACUGUUUGAUUUAUACGUUUUAUUAAUUUUUCAUUUAGUUUUAAUUUUUCUUUAAAAAAAAUUUGGAAUGUUCAUAGUAAUAAGUAUCAUAAUAUACGAUUAUUCCAUUAGAUUGUAAUAAAAAAAAAAACACAUCGUAUGAUAAUAUGAAUAAGAAACUUAUUGAAAUUACUUAUAGAAAUAUGUAAUGCAAGACUCCACAAACAUUCCUAGAAAACGACAUGAUAAUCAUGUUGCACAAUAUCAUACACCAUGAUACAUACAUAUUAUACUGAUUUUUGAAAUUUUUUUACUUUGUUAUGAUGAUUUUGUAUAAGUAUAAAUAUAUAAGUGAUAUGUAUGUGAUGUAAUGUUAAUAAGUAGGGAAUUUUUCCACCCCAGGUAGGAGUUCUCGGGCUUGAACAACUGUGCCAGGCUUGUGCGAGGGUCGUGUAUCAAGCCUUGGGAGCACAGGCUUGACACAAGCUUGUGCCCAUUGUUUUCCCCGGCCUCACACGAGCCUUGUUAACACAGGCUUGACACAAGACUGACCCCGUUGUUUUCAACCGGCCUCACACAAGCCUCAAUGAUCCAAGCCUGUGUCAAGCCUGUGUUUUUUGUUUUCCCCGGCUUCACACGAGCCGUGUGUCAAGCCCGUUUUACCAAGCCUCACACGGGACUUGACUUGUGCAUAUAUUCAAUUAAAAAAAAAAAAUUAAUUAAUUAGAUCUAUAAAUUGUAAAUAGACAUUUUAAAUAAAAAUUAUUAGGUUUUGACUACCGUACUAGGCUUUUACAAGGACUGUGUAUUGACUCUCGAAUAAAUUCAUUCAUAUAAAAAAUUUUGACUGACUCUUUCAUGAAUCCCCCGUGGUCGACUUGAUAGAGCAUUGGAGUUCCACUUGAGAGACCUAGGAUCGAUCCCCCGUUACGCCGUUUAUUUUCGUUCAUAUAAUCAUCGUUAAUUCAAAUUGUAUCGCGUAAGAAAUAAUAAUGUCAAAUUAAUAAAUUAAUAGAAAUUGUUUAUUUAUAUUUUUUUAUAAUUUUUUUUGCAAGCCGGUGUCAAGCCUGGGAACACAAGACUGUGUCGAGCCUGGGAACACAAGCCUGUGUCAAGCCCGAUACACUAGUCCGACACCAGCAAAUACAUCGUGAACAUUCCAGACUUGACACAGGCUUGUGUCUCAGGCCCGACACAGGCCCGAGAGCCGGGUAAUCAGGCUUGUCCCAGGCUUGUGCCCGUCGUCACUUCCUACCUGGGACUCUAUGCAAUAUUUGCGCAACAAACAUGAAAAACAAAAAAAACUAAAAAAAAGAAUAGUUAGACGUUACUGAAUGAUCUUACAUGUGCAUACAUGGCGAUAAAUGCGUCGAAAAUCUUAAGCAAAUUCUUUAUUUACUAACAUUAUGAAAAUACUGAUUCUAACAUAAAAUUGAAAAAAACAGGUAUCAGUGAGCAAAAAUUAAAAAGGAACAAAAUCAGAUUUUGAGUUUCGAGGCAAUCGAACCAUUGGACAACUGUACAUAAAUUCUAUAUCCAAUUAUUAAUAAUUAUUACAACUUAUUAUCGAUAAUUUCGAUUUUUGUUUUUUUUUUAAACAUUUUAUAUGGAAAAAGUGCAAUUCAAAGGUCUUGCUUCAAACCGUUGCCAAGAUUGAGGUUCAUAAGAAGAAAUAAAAGAAAAAAAAAUAAAACGAAAAUUUGUCUAUGAAUACAGUGGGCCUAUGCAAUGAUAAUCAUUAUCAAAAAUCUUUUAUAACUUGGAAAAAUAUUU
Messenger RNA from Aphidius gifuensis, 8136 nucleotides. It is a transcript of the gene Ser, whose product is annotated as protein jagged-1b. Gene Ontology annotation, molecular function: calcium ion binding; Notch binding. Gene Ontology annotation, cellular component: plasma membrane; protein-containing complex. Lineage: Eukaryota; Metazoa; Arthropoda; Insecta; Hymenoptera; Braconidae. The transcript has 7 exons. Gene Ontology annotation, biological process: cell communication; Notch signaling pathway; multicellular organism development. The coding region runs from base 2149 to 5760 and encodes 1203 amino acids. The record is from RefSeq and is a predicted model, not a curated record.